Peronospora matthiolae is the source of this 2937-nucleotide messenger RNA. Lineage: Eukaryota; Oomycota; Peronosporomycetes; Peronosporales; Peronosporaceae. The record is from the annotation of a GenBank genome assembly.
AUGACGGUACCAAGCGACGUUCCCCUUCUCCCUUCUGCAUCAAUAUCUUCUGGACCAAGGGAUGCUGUUCAAGAGCCUGUAGCGGAGCCUCCACUGCCCACAGACAGUGGUGGGCAAUUGGCUCUUAAAGUGCGGACGCUGGACCAGAAGACGUAUCCAAUCACGGUCUGUGCUGCGGCCUCCGUGCCCCAGCUCAAGGAACUCGUGGCCAUGGAGACGGGGAUCACGCUGGCUCGCCAGCGACUCAUUUACCGUGGACGCGUGCUCAAGAACGACCAGACGCUGGCCUCGUACGCGCUCGAAGACGGCCACGUGCUGCACUUGGUCGUACGUGCACUGCCAUCUCCUUCUUCCACGGACACAACAGUGACGGACCACGAGCAGCGGGGACUAUCAGCUGGUUCGAGUGCAGAACUGAACCGUCCGGCUGCUACUACAGCUAUUGCUGCUGCUGCUCCAAAUGCACAGCUCUCGCCGUCAGCUGUACACUUGGCAGCGUUAAACGAGAUUGACGCAUUGAGGGCACGGCUGGACGAGUUUGACCGAUCAGCGCUUCAGACGAGGUCGAGGUCACGACUACGCCAGCGCCGUGCACGGUCGCCGCCGCACCCACCACGAGAUAACGACGAGCCAGAUCCGACAAUGGGACGGUCGGGUCAGGCGGCCUUACCCGGUCGCGUGCUCAUGGGCGCCACCAUCACGGUGCCAGAAGGCACGAAUGUGACCAUGCCUUUUCUUAGCUCGAUGAUUGCUGACCUCGCGACACAGGCCAGUGAAACUACUGGUGGUGAAGGAGGAGCUGGAGGCACGACGCUGGGUGUCUCACGAGAAGGACAACAGCAUGUGACGCUUUUAAAUGACGCUCCGGGUGGCGCGAUUGCUGCUGAGGUCGAUGUAGCCACUGCACGCGCGCUUCGUCAUCACCACCGAAAUCGCGAAAUCUUGGGAUACCAACGCGCCGCUCGACGUUCCUCUUCUGGUGCAGAGCGUCAAGCCGUUCUGCGCGCUCGCACUGGACUUCGACUCGAGUCAGUGCGCGCAACGUUGGAUGACACGUCGCUUGAUUUUCCCGCGGAGCUAACAGCUCUGCCUCAAGGUGACAACAACACAGCCAUGUUAGAACUUCAGCAGCAGGUGGAAAUGUUGCUGGCGCUGUUGGACCGCUUCGGACCAAGACUUCGUCUUCUUCCUGCUGCGCUUGCUCGACGAGACCACGUUAGCGAGCGAGCUGCCACUGCUGCUGCAUCGACUGAGUCUAACAUCGUCUCGGCCGAUCCAUCCCCGUUAACGUCAGCGUUAACUGGACCAAGUCCGCCAUCUUCCGAGCUCACUACAGCUGCUACUGUAGCCUUAAUCAGGUCCGGUCCGACACCAGUUGGUGGGGACAGUCCGGCAUCCGUUGAGCACAACACAGCAUCAGCGGAUGCCAGCGUAGUAGCUGAACUCGAUAUUGAAGUAGCCGGGCCCAGUACAGCAGCAGCCGAUUCCGCUUCUCCAUCGACGGACUCUAAUACUGCAUCAGCCGAGUCAGCUUCGAGCAGCUCGCCUACUACUAACAGCGUUGCCACUACUGGAGCGAUGUUAUCAGCGCGCCAGGUUAUCUGUAUCAUCGACGCCUUGCAAGCGAUUGGAGAGUCUACCGACUUGCUGGCGCGUAUGGCACGCCAUGCGUUUGUUCGCCGAUCUGUACAAUCGGGCGAACCGAUUGCACGACGAAGAGACGCUGAAGCUGCAAGUAUCUCGGCAGAUGACAGGAUUCAAGCAAGGUUCGGUGCGAUUCAAGCUGGCCCAAGCGUGGCAAAUGCUGCACGGACAAGCAGCGCAGUAGGUGAUCGAAUGCAUGAAGCUCUUGGCGCUAUGCAAGCAGCAACUCGUACGGCGAGACAAGGAACACGACGUGCAUCAAACGUGAGACCGCGGAUAAGAGUGGCUCGCAUCAGCGCUGCUGAUUUGAGGGGUGACAGGAAUUCCGCUGCACUAACGACGGUCACUACUUCUUCGACAGGGCACCCAGGAAUCACACCCAGCUUUCCAGUAAAUCUCGCGAGUGGCGCUGUAGCAGUGACGUCUGAAACAGAAUCUUCUGCGCUAAGUAAUAGCCAGCCUCCGACAGGAGUCGAGGCAGCUCCAAGUGACGACAACGGACCAUUACCAUCGGCAGGCGCUCCCAUCUCGAUCCCUAGCGUGAGCCUACCGCUCAUGUCAUCGGUUGUUUUCCCUUUCUCUCUCGCAGCGGGUCUUGGCGGUAGCCAUGAGACUACGACUUGGAAUCUGGCGGAUUUCGUGAGCCGGCUCACGAGCGAGCUACCAAUCUCGACUCUUUAUGGCGUUAUAGCAGGCGACGCUACGCAUUUACACCACAUAUUGGCGCACGUGGGCUUUGCGCUGUUCAGCGGUGUUGAUGUCCCGCGAGUGACUCGACCGAAUCUCCGCACGUGGGUGCAGGAUCUUACAGGCGAGCUCCGUCGUUUAUUGCAAGUACACGAGUUGCCUGCAGACGUGGUGGAUCAAGUUUAUGGGACCGUUGAGCGGCGUUCGGCGUUGGGGUCCGAGCUGUUGCGCGCGAUGGACCCGUUUAUGGUUGACCUGGUCGAUCUCCUUGUGCGUGCUACAUCGGCAAGCCGGGCUGCUGCGUUUGGUACCAGCAGCGCAACUUUCUUGCGGAGGAUGGCUCAGCAAGUUCUUUGUCAACUCCGUUGCUACGCAAGAGGCGAUUCGUCGGAAUCGGACGAGGAAAGUAAUGAGCGCUUGAAGCGUGUACUGCAAGGGUUGCUGGUAUGGCUUGGCAUGAUUGAGCACCUGGCGCGUUUCGUCGUAGACAGCCUCUUGUGCUGGACUGAAGGAGACAAUCAUCGUGUUCGAAGACGCCAACGUGAGGAAGUUAUUGGCGAUGUGGAAGUCGCCGAUUCUCCAGUUGCCAAGCGCCAGCGUGAGUAG